CAUCUCACAACAUUCAUCACUCCCUCAUGCACACACCAUUAAAACUAGGCAAAAUCUCGAGAUAAUAAUCGGCGGCGGCGGCGCCCCCUCCCCCGAAACGCCUGUGUGCCCCGAACCCAUCCCUCCUCCCCCUCCUCCACCCGAGGAAUGCCCUCCCCCACCCCCGCCUCCUAUACCUCCUCCACCACCCCCGCCUCCUAUACCUCCUCCUCCUCCCCCACCCCCACCACCUCCUCCUCCUCCACCGCCUCCUCGUCACUCUCCAUCCUCCGACUUACUCCAAGAAAACCCCCCCCUCCCCCACCAAUACCGUCGCCCGAGCUACAAAGGUCGAAGCAAGUGAUCGAAAGGUUCAGAAAGACGAUAUGCAAAGACCCUAAGCACGUGACCGAUACGUGGAACGGCAGCUUAUGCUAUGACAAAUCAAAAUACAAAGGCUUCAUCUGCGACACCACAAUCACAGAAAAGAAGCUCCUCGUAGCGCUAGUCAACUUCAACAACUACGAAUUCGAAGGCUGUCCCAACAAACCCUUAGCCCUCGGCAACUUCCUCGAAAACCUCACCGAAAUCAUCGCCUUCCACUCCAACUCCAACUUCUUCUCCUGCGGCAUCCCCUUAGGCCUCGACCAAAUCAAGUCCCUCUUCGAACUCGACCUCAGCAACAACAACCUCACCGGUCCCUUUCCCAAAGAAGUCCUCGUCGCCACCAACCUCACCUUCCUCGACCUCCGCUUCAACAAACUCUCCGGCUACCUCAACCCAAAUGUCUUCACCCUCGACCUCAACAUCCUCUUCCUCAACAACAACCAAUUCACCGGCCCCAUCCCGGCUGCCCUCGGCAAAACCCCCGCCCUCUACGUCACCCUCGCCAACAACCAAUUCACCGGCCCCAUCCCGAGCACCAUCGGAGACACAAAAAACACGCUUCUCGAGAUUCUCCUGCUCGGUAACCACCUCUCGGGGACGCUCCCGUACGAGAUAGGCUUCCUGGAAAAGGCCACGCUCUUCGACGCGAGCGUGAACAAUAUCACGGGGCAAAUCCCGCACUCAUUCGGGUGCCUCAAGUCGAUCAACUACCUCAACAUGUCCAUGAACCAACUCUGUGGACCAGUGCCGGAGCCGCUGUGCAAGCUGCCGAAGCUGGCGAAGCUGACGCUGAGCGACAACUACAUCACGCAGGUGGGGCCCGAGUGUAGGAAGCUGAUCGAGAGGAAGGUUUUGGACAUUGGAAGGAACUGCAUUUUGGAUCUGCCGAAUCAGAAGACCAAGGAGAUGUGUGCGGGUUUUUUUCACAAGCAGCCGUGCCGGGAGCCGGCUAACCUGAAUAAGAUACCUUGCCGCUUUAAAUCGGGAAAUGAACCGGAACCGGUGGUGGAGAGGAAACUGACGGAGAAGCCGCGGAGCUAUGCAGCUCUGGAGCUGCAAGGCUGAUGCCAUAGCUGUAUCUAUCUACAUAUAUGUUUAUGUGUGUUUCUUGAUUUGGGAAAUACUAUAAAAUUUGUAUAUCAAUUUUAGUGUUGUUGGGAUUCAAUAAUUGAUCAUCUCAUUCGUAUUA
Salvia hispanica is the source of this 1555-nucleotide messenger RNA. Its product is annotated as Leucine-rich repeat (LRR) family protein. The record is from RefSeq and is a predicted model, not a curated record. Gene Ontology annotation, molecular function: protein binding. NCBI's taxonomy places the organism in Eukaryota, Viridiplantae, Streptophyta, Magnoliopsida, Lamiales, Lamiaceae.